CAUCUGAUGCGGGUCAGUACAUGUGUAAAGGACAGAGAGAUGGAAGACCAAACUCAUCACAAUCAAGCUCUGUUUCUCUCUCAGUGAAGGAUUUACCAACAUCUACACUGACUGUGACUCCAGACAGUCCUGUAUUCACUGGAGAGACAGUCAAUCUGAUGUGUGUGAUUGAGUCUCACAGUGACUGGAGACAGAGAAAUGGCCUGAAAUAUGACCGGAGAUAUGACUGGACAUAUUACCAGACAUAUGAGUGGAGAUAUGAGUGGUAUAAAGGCAGUGUAAUGUUACAGACGUCUGAGCGUUACACUGUAAACACAGACACUCUCACUAUCACAGCAGUAACUACAUCUGAUGCGGGUCAGUUCUGGUGUAGAGGACAGAGAGAUAAAAGACUAAACUCAUCAAAAUCAAGCUCUGCUGUUUCUCUCACUGUGAAGGAUUUACCCAGACCUACACUGACUGUGACACCAGACAGUCCUGUAUUCACUGGAGAGACAGUCAAUCUGACGUGUGUGAUAAACUCUAAUCACAGUGACUGGAAAUAUGAGUGGUAUAAAGGUACAAACAACAGUGUAAAGUUACAGACGUCUGAGCGUUACACCAUAGACAGAGACACUCUCACUAUCAGAGGAGUGAAUGAGUCUGAUCAGGAUCAGUUCUGGUGUAGAGGACAGAGAGAUGGAAGACCAAACUCAUCACAGGAGAGUGAACGAAUAAAUCUGUCUGUUAAUGUCUCAGCAGCUUCAUCUUCUCUUCUGGUCACUGGUGUGGUUGUGGGAUUGAGUGUUUGUCUGUUGUUCUUCCUCUCACUGCUGCUGAUGUGGAGAUACAAGAAGAACAAAGAUCAGCAGCGUAACAUUAACCAGACAUCAGUCCCAAAUCAAUCUGCACAAUCUCAACUGGAAAACUCUCCUCUACAGUCUGCAGGUUCUGAUCACAUUUAUGACGACGUGACAACUGUGAAAAAUAGAGAUAAAGAUGAUCCAGAACCCUUGGCAGAUGUCACAUAUUCAGAGGUCACUGUUAAGAAAAAGAUGGACAAAGAAGAUACCAUUGCAGAGUCAAAUAAUGUGACAUACUCAGAAGUCGGGAAAAGAGGAAAGAAAUGCAAAAGCAAAGAUAUUAAUACUGCAGGACCCAGUGAUUUGACUUACGCACAGAUCAAUAUACAGGACAAGAAGAAAACCAAAGGCAAAGGUGCUGGACUUUCUGAUGUUCUGAUUGAAAUGAAAACUAAGAACAAACACAGAGGGAAGAGCAGUGAGUCUGGAGACACUUUGUACUCUGAACUGAAGCAGAACACAGACAGAGAUGCUGAUGCUGAAGUUGGUGAUGCAACCUAUGCUCAAUCUAUUAAGAAAAAGAAUAAAACACAUGCUGAUGCUGAAGUUGGUGAUGCAACUUAUGCUGCACCUAUUAGGAAGAAGAAUAAAACCCGUCCCUGAGUGCAGAGAAGACAACAGACGGCUAAAAGAGAUUCACAGCAGCAGACACAGUAACACUUGCAUUGCUUAAAAAAAUAAUCUGAGUGAACUGCUUAUGCACAUGCUUGAUUGAAAUACUUUAGAGAUAUGCAGUGUAUUAUCUGUACACAUUUUAUGUAAGCAAACAAAUGUAUCUAUAAUAUUUAGUACAACAUUUUCUCCAGUGGGCACUUAUGUUUAACACAACUCUAAAUGAAACUGUCCUAAACGUUAUUCCAUUAUUCUGUUGGUGCUGCACAACAGUGUAAUAAAUAGUGUAACUGGGCAUUUAGUUGAUAAAAUUCAAUACAAUGUGUUCUUUGUCUUAUAAAAGAAUGCCUGUGUUUUUGCCAAGUCAUUAACACAGAUGAAGAUGAUUUUUCUUAAAUGCAUGUAUUUUCAGUAAGAAAUUAAUAAUUGUAUGCAAGUGCAUUGUUUAAAGAAAACAUUUUAAAUGUCUUACAUUUAUAUUCUUAAUAUGGUUAAAAUUUUUAUAACUGUUUUGCAGAUAUGUUCUCAGUUGUUCACUCAUUGAUUUUAUAGGAUUUGCGAUCGCUUUAGACUUAGAGUAUUAAAUGUGGAAACUGUAUAAAUAAAGCUCUGUUUAAACUUUACUUGCUUUUUUUUUUUUACAACACUGAGUUCAUUUUUAUAAACAUUAUAAAAAAUGUCAUAUAUGUACACUGAAAAAAAGCGCAAUAAAAUAAA
Molecule: messenger RNA, 2171 nt
Organism: Cyprinus carpio (common carp)
Lineage: Eukaryota; Metazoa; Chordata; Actinopteri; Cypriniformes; Cyprinidae
Product: leukocyte immunoglobulin-like receptor subfamily B member 3
Exons: 14
Coding region: 21-1445 (474 amino acids)
Biological process (GO): cell surface receptor signaling pathway
Molecular function (GO): transmembrane signaling receptor activity
Source: RefSeq, a predicted model, not a curated record